Dermacentor andersoni is the source of this 2638-nucleotide messenger RNA. It is a transcript of the gene Spg7, whose product is annotated as SPG7 matrix AAA peptidase subunit, paraplegin. Gene Ontology annotation, cellular component: m-AAA complex; membrane. Gene Ontology annotation, biological process: mitochondrial protein processing. The record is from RefSeq and is a predicted model, not a curated record. NCBI's taxonomy places the organism in Eukaryota, Metazoa, Arthropoda, Arachnida, Ixodida, Ixodidae. Gene Ontology annotation, molecular function: ATP-dependent peptidase activity; ATP binding; zinc ion binding.
CGGGCAGCGGCAGGGUGGUUCAGCGGGUUCGGAUACGUUAGAGCAACUGCUGUGAUGCGACGUACUGAGGAUACGACAUUUGAAAGCAAUUGGCGUGAGGUACAAGGUCGCAGCGUUUGCUUAAUUUGAUAUUUUGCUGUCACUUGCACCAUGAUGAGUUUGUCGCGAAGGGUGAAUUCAGUCAUUGGCGGCACCAGAAAAGUUCGUUAUCGACAGUCCCUGGUCGUGUCGUCGGCAGUGACAUUCAUAAACACACAUUUGCGCACUUUAGGUUUUCGAGGCUUGCAAGAGGCACAAAUAGCGCGCCUUUCGAGCAACUAUCUGGGGACUCGUGCUUCAAAACGGCUUUACAGUCAAAUUAAUUCUGAAAUAAAGGCUGUUAGAGGGCUCUUAAAGAGGUCUGGGAUUCUCGCCGCAAACCAUCGUAUAAUUUCUAAUCUAGGCUGCGCAAGAUCUUUGCAUACAAGUUGUAUUCUUAGACAAGAUAAUAAUGGCAAGAAUAACAAAGAUAAGGAAGAUGAAGAGUCCAAGGUUUCGCUGCUUGCGAAGGCAGCCAUUUGGAUGAUGACAGCCUAUAUAGUCAUCACACUAAUGUCCCUCCUGUUCCCGACAAGCAACCAACCAGACGUGCUGCGCUAUGUAUCAUGGAACGAGUUUUAUCACCAAAUGCUGGCAAAAGGAGAGGUUGAAGAAAUCAUUGUGAGACCAGAGCUUGACUUGGUGACCAUCUACUUGCAUGAUAAUGCUAUCAUUAAAGGGAGAAAGGCUGAGCACAAGACUUUUCACAUGAACAUUGUUGACGUGGAACAUUUUGAAGAGAAGCUGCGUAUGGCUGAGAAAAGCCUUGGCAUUCAUGCUGAUGCUGGAGUGCCACUGGUGUAUGAACGCAACCAGGAGAGCACAUGGCUUCUGCUAGCCUCCCUCAUUGCGGUGGCCCUGAUGAUCCUACUCAUGUUUCGAAGUGGCACCAUCAAGACGCCUCAAGCAAUGGACUUCUUUUCUCAGAUGGGCAGAGCCCGUUUUACAAUUGUAGACCCACUUACUGGAUCUGGCAAAGGUGUGCGUUUCAAGGAUGUCGCAGGACUGCAAGAAGCCAAGCAAGAGAUAAUGGAAUUCGUUGACUAUUUGAAAAAACCGGAACGCUACACUUCUUUAGGCGCCAAGAUACCUAAGGGCAUUUUACUCUUAGGACCACCUGGCUGUGGAAAGACAAUGUUAGCCAAAGCAGUUGCUACAGAGGCCAGUGUGCCAUUUUUGGCUAUGGCUGGAUCCGAAUUCAUUGAAAUGAUUGGAGGCCUUGGAGCAGCACGUGUCCGGGACCUUUUCAAAGAAGCAAGAAAGCGAGCACCUUGUAUUAUCUACAUAGAUGAAAUCGACGCUAUUGGCCGAAAACGAAGCAAUGUUGGCACUGAAGGAUCAACUGGGGAAGAAGAACAGACAUUAAAUCAGCUUUUGGUAGAAAUGGAUGGAAUGGCCACAAAGGAAGCUGUCAUUCUGCUGGCAUCAACCAAUAGAUCUGAGGUCUUAGACAAGGCUCUGCUGAGGCCUGGUCGAUUUGACCGCCACAUUUUGAUUGACUUGCCUAGUCUGGCAGAGCGAAAAGAGAUAUUUGAGCAACACUUGAAAGUAAUCAAUCUGGACAACCCCCCUUCACAUUACUCCCAACGUCUCGCUCAGCUCACUCCAGGGUUCAGUGGUGCAGACAUUGCCAACGUGUGCAAUGAAGCUGCGCUUCAUGCUGCACGCAACAAGGAGAAGGUAGUCUCAUCAGGGAACCUGGAGUAUGCUGUUGAGAGAGUUGUUGGAGGAACAGAGAAAAGGAGUCAGGUUAUGUCUUUGACUGAGAAGGAGGUGGUUGCCUUCCAUGAGUGUGGUCAUGCUCUUGUCGGCUGGUUGAUGGAACACACAGAUGCCCUCAUGAAGGUAUCAAUUGUGCCACGGACAUCAAAUGCCUUGGGAUUUGCACAAUACUUGCCCUCAGACCAAAAGCUUUAUUCGUAUGAGCAGUUGUUCCAGAAAAUGUGCAUGGCACUUGGAGGAAGGGUCGCUGAGUCAGUAACAUUCAACCGUGUGAGCACAGGUGCUGAAGAUGAUCUAAAGAAAGUGCGGAAGAUGGCUUAUAGCAUGAUUCGCCAGUAUGGUAUGGACCCAGUAAUAGGUCCACUCUCAUUUCCUGCUGAAGAUGAGAGCCAAACUAUGGUUGGAAAGAAGCCGUAUAGCCGACGCCUAGCAAACACCAUUGAUGAGCAAGCAAGGCUUGUGGUUGCCAAGGCUUACAAGGAAACUGAAAAAAUAUUAAAGGAAAACAGCGACAAGCUGAAAUUGUUGGCUAAAGAGCUCCUCAAGAGAGAAGUCCUCAACUAUGCAGAUAUUGAAGCCCUAAUCGGGCCACCCCCAUUUGGCAAGAAACAGCUCAUUGAAGUUCUUGACCUGGGCCCCAAUUCUUCUGACAAGAAGAGCAAGUCAUCUCCCGAGAGAGAAGGGUCACCUGGAAAGCCUCAGCAGAACUUGUCUGGUGCUACUGCUACCACAGCCUAGAAAGUUACAUUGAUAGUCAUACAGUUUUAAUUUUGCUUAGUUCGGUUUAGUUCAUUGAGCAAUUCUGUGUAUAGUCUGUAAUUAAAUGUUUAGAACAGUA